Molecule: messenger RNA, 710 nt
Organism: Ruditapes philippinarum (Manila clam)
Lineage: Eukaryota; Metazoa; Mollusca; Bivalvia; Venerida; Veneridae
Product: tigger transposable element-derived protein 4-like
Exons: 2
Coding region: 33-473 (146 amino acids)
Cellular component (GO): nucleus
Molecular function (GO): DNA binding
Source: RefSeq, a predicted model, not a curated record
AAAUUCAGCAGGCAAUCAAAAAAGCUGAGGAAAUGGGCGUCGGCAAAACCCAGAUACAGACGCUCCGGAAGCGAAAGGCCGACAUUUUGAGUGACUUUGAAAACAACAUGCCCAAUUCUUCAAAACGUCGUCGUUAUCUCACAGGGAAUGAAGAAGUCAACGACCUUACACUGGCAUGGUGUCGUGAUGUAACAGGAAGAAACAUCAACCUUACAGGUCCAAUGAUACAGACAAAAGCAAUUGAAUUUGCCCAACAGCUGGGAAAGACUGAAUUUAAUGCCUCAAAUGGUUGGCUUGACUCUUUCAAAUUAAGAAACAGUAUAUCAUAUAGGACCAUGAGUGGCGAAAGAGGAGAUGUGAAUGUUAAAACUGUGGAAGAUUGGAAAUCAAAAUUAAAAACUCUUCUUCUAAAAUUUUAUAUCUAUAAUACAUUGUAUUUGUAUAAUUAUGCAUGUAAACAUUUUUAUUUCUAAAAACAUUUUAACCAUAAUAAAGUAUUUAAAUAAAAAUUACCUUUUAUCUUCAAAAAACCAUAUUUAAAUAUUACAUAUAUGUAACACAAAGAAAACACAAUCAAAGAAAAGACAAACAAGUAAAAAUAGCAUUUUGAAACAACUGAUGAUUUUUUUGGGAACCUGGAUUAAAAGACUCCCUGUCAUAUGUGACCUUUUUGAUAUGGUCCCAUGGAAAGUCACAUAUGACAAGUUUUA